This is a messenger RNA of Tribolium castaneum (red flour beetle), 1238 nucleotides long. RefSeq names its product rhomboid-7 (gene rho-7). Lineage: Eukaryota; Metazoa; Arthropoda; Insecta; Coleoptera; Tenebrionidae. Gene Ontology annotation, cellular component: membrane. The transcript is spliced from 8 exons. The record is from RefSeq and is a predicted model, not a curated record. Gene Ontology annotation, molecular function: serine-type endopeptidase activity. Bases 148 to 1176 code for a protein of 342 amino acids.
AUAUUUUCUGUCAGAGACACCAACAUAACGCACACUCCUGUCCCCACCAUUUAGUUUAUUCGACAACACAAUUUCACAACUUGCGUUAAUUUUUCGCAAAAUUUCAUGGUUUUUCCGUUAAAAUAGAGCAUAGUUAUUGCCAGGAUUAUGGCUCUGAGCCGCAUGCUUCGGCUGGGCGAGUUAUGCACCUCUCGAAGUACGCUUUUAAUGAAAAAUUCGCCCCCGAAGUCCGUACGUAAUUUCCGCCGCCGCAACAAUGAGCCCCCCAAGCCCAACGUUAGCAGUAUUGAAACUCCGUUCCAAGACGUCAGUUUAGGAGGCUCCAGUUUACACCCACGCAAUUUGUGGAAGCCUUUCGGAUUUACGAUUGGGUUUAGUGCCGCUUGCUUUGUAGGCGCAGCGAUAUGGGAGUAUGAGAACAUGAGGGCACAUGCGAUUAAAAUGCUGAAAAAACCAGUAAGACUGUUUAAGCGUCAAGCAGAUGAAUUCCAUUCUAGAUCUCAUACUUUAUUGAGGCAAAUUGAGGAAAAGUGGAAGCUUUUGACGCCUGGUGAGAAGGUUUUUGUGCCUAUUUGUCUGAUAAACGUGCUCGUGUUCGGCGCGUGGAGGAUUCCGAGGUUGCAGCCCUUCAUGUUGAAAUAUUUUUGUUCAAACCCGGGAAGCAAAAGUGUGUGCUGGCCCAUGAUUUUGUCGACUUUUAGCCAUUACUCAGGGUUCCAUCUCUUGGCUAAUAUGUACGUACUUCACAGCUUUAGCACAGGUGCAGUACACAGUCUGGGUAAAGAACAGUUCCUAGGACUGUACUUGGGUGCAGGAGUUAUUUCGAGUUUUACCAGUUAUGUCUACAAAGUUAUUACCAAACAACCAGGCUUGUCGCUAGGAGCUUCAGGGGCUAUUAUGGCGAUUUUGGGGUAUGUUUGCACCCAAUAUCCUGAAACCAAAUUAGGGAUUAUUCUACUGCCAAUUUUUACAUUUAGUGCAGGCGCUGCAAUUAAAGUAAUCGUGGGCAUUGACACAGCUGGAGUAUUGAUGGGUUGGAAAUUUUUCGACCAUGCUGCACAUUUAGGAGGAGCAGCUUGUGGAAUAAUGUGGGCUUUGUGGGGCAACCAAUAUUUGUGGGCGAAAAGAGAACCUAUUCUCCACUACUGGCACGAAUUUAGGGGCUCCAUAAAAUAACUACUCCCAGUAUUUAUUAUAAACUUUGUAAUAAAAUGUAUAUAAUUAUUAUUUAUUAAAAA